Gamsiella multidivaricata is the source of this 1357-nucleotide messenger RNA. Its product is annotated as phosphatidic acid phosphatase type 2/haloperoxidase. The transcript is spliced from 4 exons. Gene Ontology annotation, biological process: phospholipid metabolic process. The coding region runs from base 259 to 1245 and encodes 328 amino acids. Gene Ontology annotation, molecular function: phosphatidate phosphatase activity. Lineage: Eukaryota; Fungi; Mortierellomycota; Mortierellomycetes; Mortierellales; Mortierellaceae. The record is from RefSeq and is a predicted model, not a curated record.
UGUACCUUUGAUGCUUCGCAGAAUUCCUUGAUCGCAUGCCUCUAACAAAACCCUUUAUGAUAAAUACAUGAAGCUCCUCUGCUUCUUUUUUAUCAUCACAGCUUCCUUGUCCACAGUUCCCUCUCACUCUAUUACUGAAGCAGCCCUGCUCAGCAGCAGCUCUUCCUCCCAACGAUUGAUUGUUAAAACAUCUCCCCAACUCAUCCUCUACUCGUCAGGCACCACAACCCACAAAUUCUCCACCAAUCGCCCGCCAUCAUGAAUCGCACACCAAAACGACUAAAGAACCCCUCCUUCCGACUCUUUUGCUCCUAUCUCUUCGAUUGGGUCCUAUGUAUUGUACUCCUCGUGGCCUUCUUCCUGCUUGACAGGGUAGAGCCCUUCCAUCGCGAGUUUUCUGUCCAAGACACGUCCAUCAUGUAUCCCUACAAGCCUAAGGACACAAUCCCCGUCUGGGCGAUCGUUCUCAUAGCAGUGAUCUUUCCUGUGGCUGUCAUUGUAGUCGUUGGAUUUGCUGUUAGACGUAGCCCCUACGACGUUCACAAUGGCAUCCUGGGUCUCCUUGUCUCUGUCUUGCUCACCACCAUUUUCACACAGGUCAUCAAGGUCACCGUUGGAAAGCACCGACCCGAUUUUCUCAGCAGAUGUCAGCCUAUGCUGAAUGGCACGGCUCUCACAAAGGAUGAACCAUUGCAGCUCUGGACAUACGAUGUAUGCUCUCAGACCGAUCAUGCAAUACUCAAGGACGGUUACCGUGCCUUUCCCUCUGGACAUGCCUCGACCGCCUUUGCUGGACUGUUUUAUGUUUCACUUUGGCUCGGUGGAAAGAUGCACGUUUUUGAUCGGCGGGGCUACUCCCUCAAGGGUGUUGUACUCAUCAUUCCCAUCCUCGCUGCGCUGUUGGUCGCCAUUUCGCGUGUACAGGACUACAAGCACGCUGGUAUCGAUGUGACCUGGGGUGCCAUCAUUGGCAUGAUCUUUGCAGUCUUUGCCUACCACCAAUACUAUCCUAUUCUCACUUCGGACGAACCGCAAGUUCCCUAUCCCCCUCGCGAUUUCAGUUACCUUAACAAAAACUCUGAAGGGCAAAUGCAAGAACCUGGACACUUUGAGCACAUAACGGGAAUCCAGCCCAAUGACAGUUUCGUGGACGAGUCCAGAGCGCGCCGCAGUGAAACUCCGGGAGAGUACGAGGUCGACGAGAGCAGGCGCCGGAGGGUUGAAAAUCCUUCUCAGAUCGUUUAAUAAUCUACUCGCACCGAUAGCGAUUGCACUUAGUCAUAUAUAACUCGCAAAGUAAUCUUUAAUACCCUCUCCUCCAUAGCUGCAAUAAACAGUGCAUCCUAUUCGAUAUCGG